This is a messenger RNA of Bombus pascuorum, 1558 nucleotides long. RefSeq names its product solute carrier family 53 member 1-like. The record is from RefSeq and is a predicted model, not a curated record. The transcript has 4 exons. NCBI's taxonomy places the organism in Eukaryota, Metazoa, Arthropoda, Insecta, Hymenoptera, Apidae. Bases 496 to 756 code for a protein of 86 amino acids.
UCAAAGGUAUAUAAUCGGAAAAUUCUCGUCAAUCCUUACUAUACAGAUGGACACUAGAAGCUAUCUAUAUUUGCGAAAAACGUUCUAAAUUAAGUAAUAAAAAGACUUGUAGCCGUCUAAUGAAUAUCGCCUGUGCGUAUGAAGAAACAAUGGUGCUAUGUGUCGUGUAAAGCUCGACAGUUAAACAUAAGAAGUAAGAAUAAAGACAUCCAUAUAUAUGCGUCAGGAAGAUGAUACAGUUCCACUGUACAUGCGAAUGUGUGUGUUCAAGCGUCAGGGCGUGUCCAGGCCUGAGUUGAGGCAAAGGACGAUUGGCAGUCGUUUAGAGGCAUCUGGAAGAGUCGGUUGACAAGAAGCGUGCGUGCGAGUGGAUUUACGAGGUCUUCGGAGUAUAAUACAUGUGUAUAACUGUUGUGUGUGAAAUAAAGUGAAUUAUUUGAAUUUCCGAAUCCCUCCUAUAUCUUUACAAUAUAUUAUUGCAUUAAUUGAAGCAAGAUGAAGUUUGCAGAACAUCUGUCUGCUCACAUUACGCCUGAAUGGCGUAAGCAAUACAUAAGCUACGAGGAAAUGAAGGCAAUGCUCUAUACUGCUGUAGAAGAAGCACCGUCAGCUGAAAGUGUUGUUCGUGAUAUUUCGAUCGCACCGAUAGAAAGUUCUGAUCAAACGCAAAUUUUUCGUAUGAUGGGUGAAGAAGAAAAUGGUGUACUCAAUAGAGAUUGUCCCUAUUUGGAAACAGCUGUACACCCUCGGAUAUAAAGUUGAAUAAAAGUGGCAGUUAAGCAGUACCAGGAUGAAGUCUGCCAAUACCUCACUGAUGCUAAGGAGUAACACGAUCCAGCUAUAGCUUACAGAGUUUGUAUUCUGUAAAAAGACAAUAGUUCGUAGUCAUUUAUCAAUUUAUCAUUUAUCAAUUUGUCAUUUAUCAAUUUUGAUAAAUAACAAGAGAUGUAAAAGACAUGUAAACUGCGUAAAAUUCUCGGAAGAAUUAGAAAGAAGAUAUUAGUGUUAGAGAACAAAGAUAUAUCACGAUUAUUCUUAAAUAGAUUGAACAAGGAGAAAAAGGAGAAAAAGAAGAUUCAUUGGACAAUCAUAAACAAAAACAAAAAAUUAUAACAUACUAGAAGUAUAUUAUAAAUGAUGGUCUUUGCAAUUUGUAAUGGCAUACGGUACUUUCAUUUUAUUAAUGAUUGAUGUUACUUUAAUUACGAGGUCAUUAGCGACAAUUACAUUUGAUUAUUUACAUUAAUCUGGGUUAUUAAUCACCUUAGACUUUCUAUAAAUUUUGGCAUUUUAUGAACCUUUUUCGACUUUAAAUAUGGUAAUUAUCUUCAACAAGGAAUUUUAGUGCAUAUUAUAUUGUAAAAUAUAUAUUUACGAUUUAUAGAUAUAUAAUCUUUAUUAUCACUAGAAUAUAAAAUAUGGAAUAAUUUAUUGUAAUAAUUAAUAUAGAAUAAUUUUUAUUAUAUGGUAUAAUAAAAUUAUAUAUUUAUUACUCAAUAUGUUUACGUUUAUUAUAUAUUUUUCAACAGAUAAAUAAUAAAUAGUUUUAUUACACGUA